Molecule: messenger RNA, 1549 nt
Organism: Salvia hispanica
Lineage: Eukaryota; Viridiplantae; Streptophyta; Magnoliopsida; Lamiales; Lamiaceae
Gene: MPK3
Product: mitogen-activated protein kinase 3
Biological process (GO): protein phosphorylation
Molecular function (GO): MAP kinase activity; ATP binding
Source: RefSeq, a predicted model, not a curated record
AUAUUCAUACGUGUCUUCAUCUUCCACGAUUCUCGUAGUAUUCCAUCUCACAACCACCGCAGUAAUCGCAUAUGGCUGACAUGGGAGGCGCCGCCGGCCAGUACCCCGAUUUUCCGGCGGUGGCGACGCACGGCGGCCAGUUUAUCCAGUACGACAUCUUCGGCAACACUUUCGAGGUCACCGCCAAGUAUCGCCCCCCGAUCAUGCCGAUUGGCCGCGGAGCUUACGGCAUAGUCUGCUCGGUGAGGAACUCGGAGACGAACGAGAUGGUGGCGGUGAAGAAGAUCGCGAAUGCCUUCGACAACUAUAUGGAUGCCAAGAGGACUCUCAGAGAGAUCAAGCUUCUUCGUCACUUGGAUCACGAAAAUGUUAUUGCUAUAACUGAUGUGAUUCCUCCUCCAAUAAGGAGGGAAUUCAGCGAUGUUUAUAUAGCAAUGGAGGUCAUGGAUACCGAUCUUCACCAAAUAAUCCGAUCGAAUCAGGGGCUAUCGGAGGAGCACUGUCAGUACUUCUUGUAUCAGCUUCUGAGAGGCCUGAAAUACAUACAUUCAGCUGGUGUGAUACAUAGAGAUUUGAAGCCUAGCAAUCUGUUGCUCAAUGCUAACUGUGACCUCAAGAUAUGCGACUUUGGGCUGGCGCGGACUAGCACUGAGAACGACUUCAUGACAGAGUAUGUUGUGACGAGAUGGUACAGGGCGCCCGAGCUGCUGCUCAAUUCCUCUGAGUACACUGCUGCCAUUGAUGUUUGGUCAGUUGGUUGCAUCUUCAUGGAGCUUGUCAACAAGAAGCCGUUGUUUGCUGGGAAAGAUCAUGUGCAUCAAAUGCACUUGUUGAUUGAGCUUCUAGGCACACCUACUGAUUCUGACCUUAAUUUCACAAGAAACGAGGAUGCAAGAAGGUACAUCCGACAGCUUCCACGCCACUCCCGUCAGGACUUAGCUAAGGUUUUCCCACAUGUCAAUCCUCUGGCUAUUGAUCUUGUUAACAAGAUGCUGACAAUAAAUCCAACAAAUAGAAUCACAGUGGAAGAAGCCUUGGAACAUCCAUACCUUGCAAAGCUACAUGAUAUAGCCGAUGAACCGGUUUGCUCCACACCAUUUGCCUUCGAUUUGGAGCACCAAAUGCUGACAGAGGAGCAGAUGAAGGACAUGAUCUACAAGGAGGCUUUGGAACUGAAUCCUACCUAUGCCUGAUGACGCUACCCUCGCGAGUGAUGAUUUUGAAUUAUUUGGACUCAGAUAGCACAGGAAGACAUUAAAUAACUCUGCUUCGACUUCAACUCCGCCCGUUCCACUUUUUCGUUGGGCAAGGCCAACCAUGAAUGUGCCAAGUUACAUCACUUAUCUCUUAUGUUUUCUGUAGACUGUAUUCUGUAUUGAGAGCUUGAGUUGAGUUUUUUUUUUUUUUUUUCAUUUUUCUUUAAUACAUUAAUAUUAUUUUUAUGUACAGUCUGCAUGUAAUCGAGACAUGUAACUACUAUUUGUGAGAGUUGUUAACAUUAAUCAAUGCUCUUUCAUAUAUUAACUAUAUGAAUCUGUUCUGAUCUUUA